GAUUAUUUUGUUUGAUAAACCAGAUCAAAAACGAUUUGCUUCAGCGAACACGACAAAAUGAAAACAAAUACUUCAUUGAACAAAGGAGCGGAAGUUAAUUGCUAUUUUUUACAUGUGUGCAAUUCAAGUGGCUGCUUCUUGGCUUUUAAACAAGACACCUGAGCGGGUGAUUUACUUUCUGAAAGUUACUGCAAGAACUUUGGACAGCAUUACCGUAAUGGAGAACGUAACCCGGAUCUUGAACGAGAGAUACGCCGGGGUGGUGCUCCCAAACACCGUGCUGCUGGCCCUGGGGAUGACGGUGGGGGCGGUCGGGAACGUCGCCGUCAUCACACUGUACGCGUCAACGAUACAGGACAAGAAAGGCGACCGCUACUUUAUCCCCGUCUUGGCCUUCAUUGACUGUCUGGGCUGUGCAGCCAACGGCGCAUUCUACACGAUAGACAACUUAUACCUUUUCCUUUUCCCGAGUGAUGCUCUGUGUCGAGUACUCAUAUUCCUGUUGACGUUUGCGUCUGGUUUUUCCGCCCACGUCUUGUUGGUCAUUGCCUUACAGAGGUUUCUACUGAUUUGUCGCCCCUUUGGACAGCAACUGACCCUAUACUGGAGGAGGGUCGCCCUGGGGAUCAUCACCGUGGUCUGCCUUGGGUACGCCUCUCCCCUGCUGGGUAUUGGUGGCGUUCGCCACUCCAACUCCACUUUUCUCAAUCGAACGUUUCCAAGUCACGAGUGCGUUUUGUCUGUGGAGAAGUCGGCGGGAACAGUUCUGUACUUUGGACUGAUCGCUUUGAUCAGUGUUGCUAACAUUUUGAUUACUGUCGCUCUCUACGUACCAAUAACCAGAGCCAUAUAUAGGACAUUCUCCUUCCGAAAGCGGACACUCAGCUAUAAGAUUAGAGAGAAGCGCAUGUCCGAUAGUAGAACUACCCAAAUCUCCCAUAUAGAGAUCCAGGAAGCAACUAAACACGAAACAUCCGAUAUCGCCAAUAACGGAAAACAGACAAUCUCCCCGAAGAGGGCCACCAAAAUACACCAGAAGACUCGCACGUGCGAGUCAAAGAAAGACAAAGUGAAAGCCACCAUCAACCUGAUGUUUCUGAUCAUCAUCCUGGUGUACAUUUUGUCCUAUAUCCCCACCCUGGCCAUUCUGAUCGCCACCUACACCCUGAGUGACUUCACUUAUCUGGAACUGUCGACGGCUGGAAUUAACCUGUGGCUCUUUUGUGCCCGUUUUCUGCUUCUAAAUCACGUGGUAAAUCCCUUCAUUUACGGAUAUUUUGACAUAGGGUUUCGAGCGGAAUUCAUAAAAAUUUGCUGUUGUUUCGAUAAAAGAAAAAUUGAAUAUUCAGUGAACAGCCAAACAACUUAAUAAUUUG
Molecule: messenger RNA, 1376 nt
Organism: Magallana angulata
Lineage: Eukaryota; Metazoa; Mollusca; Bivalvia; Ostreida; Ostreidae
Product: cholecystokinin receptor type A-like
Exons: 1
Coding region: 113-1369 (418 amino acids)
Biological process (GO): G protein-coupled receptor signaling pathway
Cellular component (GO): membrane
Molecular function (GO): G protein-coupled receptor activity
Source: RefSeq, a predicted model, not a curated record